UAAACAAAUGGAAAUGGAGGGAAAUGGUGAACGAGAAAGAAAUAGAAAAGGUCGUUUCAAGAAAGCCUCAGCUACCACUACUAAAAACGUUAGUACGUGUACCGACGAGAACAAUAAUAAUCCUGAGUUCAGUGAUGUGAACAAUGAAGAUCCACCCGAACAAACAGAAGAAAACGAUGAAAUUGACGAGACAUUCAAUGUGUUUGAUGGACGAAGAGUUGUUGAAUUUUCUGUUCUAGUAGAUCAUUUGCAAAGAGGGUGCUAUCUUUGCCAUACAUCUUUGGACCUUGUUGACUGUGAAAAGGAGAGACGUUAUGGGCUUGCUAGCUUACUGUAUGUAAGAUGCAGGAUAUGCGACGAGGUGACGAUCAUUCCAACUGGUAAACGACACAAUAUAGGUCAGAAUGGUCAAGGUCCUUUUGAUAUCAACACCAAACUCGCUGUUGCUUUAACCUAUGCAGGCAUUGGAGAAUCUGUGGUUUCAAAGAUUUUUUCGACGCUCAACAUACCAAUUCUUACUCCAAGAAAUUUGAAGAAGAGAGAGCGCGAGACUGUCCCUGCACUAGAGACACUGGCAAGAAAUUCCUGUGAUGAAGCCUUACAACUAGAAGUGCAUCAAUCAAGUGAAAGUGGACUGGUGCUUUCUUAUGACGCUGGAUGGCAAAAGCGAGGAAGUGGUAGAAACUACAACAGUCUGUCAGGACAUGCAUUAAUGAUUGGCAGCAAAACUGGCAAAGUAGUUGGAUACAGCGUCAUGUCAAAAACAUGCCGAACCUGUGAUUCUAACAAAAGGAGAACCUGUGAAAAAGAUCAUGACUGCAGGUCAGUGCAGGAGAAAUUGGUCUGGAAGUUCAAAGUCAAUGGAACCAGCAAUGGCAGCCAACAUCAUAAGAAAUAUUGAAAGUAAGGGACAUAAAGUUAGAACUUUGGUUAUGGAUGAUGAUACCAGUACUAUUUGCAAAAUAAGAUCAGAAGUAAAUCCAGAGAUAGAGAAGUGCAGUGAUAAGAACCACACUUUCAAGAACUUUACAAACCAUCUGUUUACACUACAGAAAGAAAAAUACAAGAGAAUCCUGAGUACCAAGGUUAUAAACCAUAUAAAGAAAUGUUUUUCAUAUGCUGUUUCAUCCAACAGAGAAGAUCCACAGUCACUUCGAUCCAACUUGAUUGCCAUACCGCACCAUUUAUUCGGUGAUCAUUCUCAGUGUAAUUCAACAUGGUGUCGUUAUUUACAGAACAG
Molecule: messenger RNA, 1240 nt
Organism: Saccostrea cuccullata (small rock oyster)
Lineage: Eukaryota; Metazoa; Mollusca; Bivalvia; Ostreida; Ostreidae
Exons: 4
Coding region: 8-901 (297 amino acids)
Source: RefSeq, a predicted model, not a curated record